AUGUCGACGCUUGUUCAACGACCAUCAGCAUUGACAACGGCCACUAAUCGAUGUUCAGCUAAAAUACAAUCAAAUCCAGAUCCAUUGAAAGCACGUUAUUUAGUGUCACAUAAAGUUGGUGCAGGUGGAUUUGCCGAUGUUUAUGCUGGCAUAUGCAAAAAAAAUGGUUUGCCUGUUGCAAUCAAAGUUAUCCCGAAAAAACGAAUGCGUGAAAUUAUAACGCCUGAAGGCAAAUUACCACUUGAAGUUGUUUUAUUAAAACGUGUUGCUAAAGUGAAAAAUGUUGUUAAAUUAUAUGAAUAUUUUAUUCACAAUGAUCAACUUAUAAUUGUAUUAAAACGUCCAGAAUCAUGUUGUGACUUGUAUGAUUUUAUAUCCGAACGUGGUGGUCUAGAUGAACGUUUGGCAAGAGAUUUUUUAAAACAAAUCAUACAAAUUCUACAAGAUGUUCAUCGUUGUGGAGUAUUACAUCGAGAUAUCAAAGACGAAAAUUUUCUUGUUGAUAUGAAAACUGGUGAACUAUUACUGAUUGAUUUUGGUUCUGGAGCUUUGUUGCAUGAUGGAAUUUACACAGAAUUUGAAGGCACUCAAGUUUAUUCACCUCCUGAAUGGAUUACAUGCCGGCGUUAUUUUGGUUUACCAGCCACUAUUUGGUCAUUAGGUAUUUUACUUUAUGAUAUGGUUGUCGGAGAUAUACCCUUCACUGACGAAUUACAAAUAAUUAAAUGUCAAUUAAAAUUUCCAGAACAUUUAUCUCAAGAAUGUAUCAAUUUGAUAACGCAAUGUUUGUCAAUUCGUUCAUCUGAGAGACCAACCAUUGACCAAUGUCUUCAAUCCAGCUGGCUAAAAUUACCCAAUUCGCGUGAUUUGCGUUUAGCAACAUCAUUACGUUCAAGAAAAGACAGUGUAAAAUCGAACGUUAGUUCAUUAGUAUCCAAUGGAUCUCGUGGUAAUUCAUCCUAA
This is a messenger RNA of Didymodactylos carnosus, 963 nucleotides long. The record is from the annotation of a GenBank genome assembly. Lineage: Eukaryota; Metazoa; Rotifera; Eurotatoria; Philodinida; Philodinidae.